UUUAUCUUAUUUGUCUUUCAUAACUUUUUCUGUGUCCUAAAAUCUCUUCUAUAUUAUUCUUUUUAGAAAAAGAAAUGUAUUCUAAAUUGGAGUUUGAGAUAUCUCCCCCAAACCAUAGCUUAUAUACUCCCGUUGCCAUUGGCUCAUAGGCCAUAAGGCCAUAGAAGAUGGAACUUAACUCCUUCCUCUUGCUUUGCAUGCCACUGGUCCUGUGCCUCUUCUUCCUUCAAUUUCUGCGCCCAUCAUCCCACGCUACCAAGCUACCGCCUGGCCCGACUGGCCUCCCCAUUUUGGGCUCCCUACUCCAAAUUGGCAAACUUCCUCAUCACUCACUUGCAAGAUUGGCGAAAAUCCACGGUCCUCUCAUCACCCUCCGCCUUGGGUCCAUCACCACCGUCGUCGCCUCCUCUCCCCAGACAGCCAAACUAAUUCUCCAAACACAUGGCCAGAAUUUCCUGGACCGUCCUGUUCCCGAGGCCAUCGACAGUCCUCAAGGCACAAUCGCAUGGACUCCUGUGGACCAUGUAUGGCGCAGCCGCCGCCGUGUUUGCAACAACCACUUGUUCACAUCCCAGAGCCUGGACUCACUCCAACACCUUCGAUACAAAAAGGUGGAACAACUUCUCCAACAUAUCCGUAAGCAUUGUGUUUCCGGUACACCAGUGGAUAUCGGCCUACUCGCCUCUGCCACCAACUUGAACGUGCUAUCAAACGCCAUUUUCUCUGUUGACCUUGUUGAUCCAGGAUUUGAGUCGGCUCAGGAUUUCAGGGAUCUGGUGUGGGGAAUCAUGGAGGGUGCUGGCAAGUUUAAUAUUUCAGAUUAUUUUCCCAUGUUUCGAAGGUUCGAUUUGCUAGGUGUGAAGCGUGACACUUUUUCAUCUUAUAGAAGGUUUUAUGAAAUAGUUGGUGAUAUAAUCAAAAGCCGUAUCAAGUGUAGAGCCUCCAAUCCAGUGACCAGGAAUGACGAUUUCUUGGAUGUGAUUCUCGAUCAGUGCCAAGAAGAUGGUUCUUUAUUCGAUUCUGAAAAUAUCCAGGUUUUGAUUGUGGAAUUGUUUUAUGCUGGAAGUGAUACAUCUACCAUAACAACUGAAUGGGCAAUGACUGAAUUUCUUCGAAAUCCAGGGGUGAUGCAAAAGGUUCGGCAGGAACUUAGCGAAGUAAUCGGGGCAGGUCAAAUGGUUAGAGAAUCAGAUAUGGAUCGACUUCCAUAUUUUCAAGCUGUUGUGAAAGAGACACUCAGACUCCAUCCGGCUGGGCCCCUUCUGUUACCUUUUAAAGCAAAGAAUGAUGUGGAAUUAUCCGGUUUCACCAUACCCAGUAACAGUCAUGUCCUUGUGAAUAUGUGGGCUAUUGCAAGAGAUCCAAGUUAUUGGGAGGAUCCUUUAUCCUUCCUUCCUGAAAGAUUCUUGGGCUCUAAGAUAGAUUAUAGAGGCCAAGAUUUUGAAUAUAUACCAUUUGGAGCUGGUAGGCGAAUCUGCCCAGGCAUGCCUCUUGCCGUCAGAAUGGUUCAACUAGUGUUAGCUUCCAUUAUCCACUCCUUCAACUGGAAGCUUCCUGAAGGAACAACCCCACUGACCAUUGACAUGCAAGAACAUUGCGGAGCUACCUUGAAGAAGGCCAUUCCUCUUUCUGCCAUUCCAUUUAUAGAAGAAAAUUAAGAUCGACUCAUCAUGAGUCCAUCUUUCUUCCUUUAAUAUGGGACUGUUGUGGCUACCUAUCUUUCUAUCUAUGCAUACACAUAGCUAGAAUGCCUUGUGCAUUGCAGUCACCGUGAUAUUAUAGCUAGCUCACUUGACUUGAUAUAUCAUCCUAGUGGCCGGUCAUCUUGAAUGCAUACAUAUCUUUUUAUUCCGCA
This is a messenger RNA of Vitis vinifera (wine grape), 1855 nucleotides long. Its product is annotated as geraniol 8-hydroxylase. The transcript has 2 exons. Lineage: Eukaryota; Viridiplantae; Streptophyta; Magnoliopsida; Vitales; Vitaceae. The record is from RefSeq and is a predicted model, not a curated record. Gene Ontology annotation, molecular function: oxidoreductase activity, acting on paired donors, with incorporation or reduction of molecular oxygen; monooxygenase activity; iron ion binding. Bases 168 to 1658 code for a protein of 496 amino acids.